AAUAGAAGAAAUAAUGGUAAUAAUAAUAGCAAUAAUAUGAAAAAAAAUAAUAGAAAAAAUAAUAAUAAUGAUAGAAAUAAUAAUAGAAGAAAAAAUUUCAGAAAAGGCAAAUUUAAUCAUGAAAAUUUAGAUGAUAAACUAGACAAAUUUUUAGUUAACUAAGAUCCCACAUUAAAAAAAUAAA
Molecule: messenger RNA, 184 nt
Organism: Ichthyophthirius multifiliis
Lineage: Eukaryota; Ciliophora; Oligohymenophorea; Hymenostomatida
Exons: 1
Source: RefSeq, a predicted model, not a curated record